Messenger RNA from Myxozyma melibiosi, 2207 nucleotides. RefSeq names its product Mif2/CENP-C like-domain-containing protein. NCBI's taxonomy places the organism in Eukaryota, Fungi, Ascomycota, Lipomycetes, Lipomycetales, Lipomycetaceae. The coding region runs from base 115 to 2076 and encodes 653 amino acids. The transcript has 5 exons. The record is from RefSeq and is a predicted model, not a curated record. Gene Ontology annotation, biological process: attachment of mitotic spindle microtubules to kinetochore; spindle attachment to meiosis I kinetochore; kinetochore assembly. Gene Ontology annotation, cellular component: kinetochore. Gene Ontology annotation, molecular function: centromeric DNA binding.
GCAGAGCAGAGCGCAACCCUUUUGCGCAUCAAAACAAAGCUGAGAACAGGAGCAGACACGCGUGUUUUGAAUCAUCGUCAACCAAGUCUGGAACUGUGAGUAUUCUUUGAAGUGAUGUUCAGUCUGGGCUGUGUGUUGUGUGGUGUUUGGAUAUUAGAAGAACCGGAUUCUAAACAACAAACGCGCUUCUCCAGCAGCAGCAAGAAUCAUCAAUUUACAACAAAAGAGAAAUACGUGUUGAUGUCUGCCACAAUCGAAGGACGUCUCUCGCGACCGUCUCACUUUGCCGAUGUUGGCGUCAAGGGAAGAAAAACCGGCAUCGAACUCCCAGAGACCGGACGCGAUGAACUCGGGUUCCAGAACAUGGACGGCAUCUUCUCCCCCGUCGCAUCAGAGUCCACCACCACAACUACUACUAACAACGACGCGCGCGACACAAACAACCACACAAUCGAAAGCGAAGCAUCAAUGGAAAUCACCGCCUCCUCAACCCACACACGCACCCGUUCCCCCUCCUCACCUCUAAAAUCCUCGCCGCGCCGCGCACCCGGCUCCGCUGCGGGAAUCUUACCCCGCCAGACGCCCGUCAAGACAAACAUCGGCUCGCCCCCGCGCCGAAGCGAGCCCGGACGCGCGCUGUUCAGCGCUGCCGCGCGGAAACUCGAUUUCGCGAAUCUGCCGCUCGCAGACACGCAGCCGUUCUCGUUUGACGCGUUGGAUUCCGCGCCGGCUACCACCGCUACUGAUGCGGUGGAGAAGGCGAGUCCGGCGCUGAAGCAGAUUAAUGGGAAUACGGCGAUCGUGCGCACGGCAAAGAAGCAGCGGAGCGCGAAGCAUGCGCGGCCGUUUUCGAUUGAUGAUUAUGAUGUGUUGGAUGACGAGGAGGAGUUUAAAGACGCGGAGAGCGAACCUGUUGAUUCCGAGACGUCGUUCCAGAACUCUGGCUCUGCAGCUGAAGAGCAAGCUGUGGAGGAAGUAGAGGAGGAAGAAGAAGCAGAGGAAGAAGAGGAAGCAGAGGAAGCAGAAGAAAUUGAGGAAGAGGAAGAGGAAGAAGAAGAAGAAGAAGAGAGAUACGACGUCGACUCCGAAAGCGAUCCAGAAACCUACCGACCAACGCGCGCCAAACGUCGAACGACGACGACGACAACAAAACGCGCGUCGUCAGUGACUGCUUCUGCAUCGCAGAGACGAUCGACGAAGAACACCAGAGUUGCAGCCACGCAGAGUAAGAAGGUUGCGAAACCAGCUGCUGUGCGCAAAGGAGCUGCGAAAGCACCGAAGCGCGUGCAAAAGACGUCUCGCGCGCGCAGGACUACCAGUGUUGAUACAGAACCAGCCGCAACGCAGCACAAGACCGGGUUUGUGGAACUCGUGCGCCCCGCGUCCCCCGCGACAGAAAACACCGCGGUGCGCAGGUCGAAGCGCACGCAUAUCCAGCCACUGGCGUACUGGCGCAACGAGCGGGUCGUGUACGAGCAAGAGCGGGACGCGGAGACGGCGAUUAAAGUUCCGAAGGCUACGGGUGUGUAUCUUGUUGAGUCGCCUGCUGCGUCGACGACGGUGAGGGCGGCGGGUGGGAAGAGGAAGAGGGCGAGGAGGGUUGAGGAGGAGGAGGAGGAGGAAGAGGAAGAGGAGGAGGAGGCGGCGGCGUAUGUCGAGACGGAUGUGCAGGAUAUCAAGACCGGGACUACAGUUUCGCGAGUGGUUGCCUACUCCGCCAACGUGAUCAAAUACACAAAGACCGACGAGUUCCAAUACGCAAAGACCUUCUACGAAGACGGUUUCUUCGCCGGCGGAAUAAUGAAACUGCAGCCCGGCAAAUCGAAGCGCGAGCGCCCGUCGCGCCAUAACUUUAUGCUGUUUAUCGUGCAGGAAGGCACAUUGGAGGUGAAGAUUGCGAGCACGGUGUUUAAGAUGGGAAGAGGAGGGCAUUUCCUUGUGCCGAGGAUGAAUUAUUAUUCGUUUAGGAACGUGGGGAGGAAAGAGGCGGUUGUGUUUUUUACGCAGGCGACGGAUACGUUGUAUAAUCAGGCGAUGGAGGGGAAGAAGGCGGGAGAGGAGUCUGGGGGGGAGUGAUGUCGAUGUGCUUAAUGUCGAUGUGCUUAAUGUGCUUAAUGUGCUCGAUAUGCUCGAUAUCUGCGAUAUGUUACGAUAGUACUUGGAGAUUGCGUUUUGUUAGUGAGACUUUUGUUGUGGUGUAUUUAUUU